CCCUUGUGAAACAAUGAACUUUUACUUAUUUAAAAAGUACAUGAAAGACUUUUCUUGGCUUGAGGAAGAUUUAAAAUCUCCAAAAGGUUUAAAACAAUUAUUCAGGGCUUUUGAUGUCAACAGCUCCUGGCAUUUAACAUAUAAGGAUGUAGUCAUGGGCUUGGCUGCUUUGAAUCAGUGCACUCAGCAUGGCGGGUCACCUGCAGAGAUUCGAUGUCGUUACAUUUUUCGCUUUUACGAUAGUAAUGGAGAUGGCUUCCUUGAAAGUUGUGAAUUUAGAUCUAUGAUUGCAGAUAUUAAUCGUCUUAAAGGAACUAUAUUGAAUGAAGAAGCUCUAGAUAAUGCUGUAAAAGUUCAUUCCAAGACUUUCCAACUUCAAGGACAAAUGCGACUAUCUUUGAAUAAUUUCCUCCAGACUGUCGGGCAGUUGAAGUUCCGUGGUACAUCUAGCUUAUUCAGAGCAACAGAACCAAUCAUCUAUUCAAUCCUUCAUAGAAGAGGUUUUACUGAACAUCCAAGGGAAAGAUGUAUCAGCAAAUCAUCAACUCGUAAAAGGCAACGAGAAAGCUCAAUAGAAAAGAACUCCAAUGAUAAAAAUGGUACUGUGUCAGAGAAAAAGUAUGAUCUAGCAACUCAUUCUGUUAAAGUCAAGCGUUCAGGAACAUUAGUUGAUGUAAAUUCUUUGUGGGACAUGGAAGGAACAAUGGCUUGUAGUAAUGAUGUGAAAUUUCCUUCAAAAAUGAGAGUUGAAAGAAUUUUAUCUGUGGAUUCAUUUAACUUGCAAUCACAAGCGAAUGAAAUGCUUCAAGGGCUGUCUUACUUUGAACAUUGCAUAAAACGAGAAGCAAGUGUUGGUCGAACUCCAAAAGAAGCAUUCAGUUGGGGUGCUACUGAUAGAGAUGCAUUGGCAAGAUGCUUGCUAAACGUUUGUCGAACAGCUUAUGAAAUACUGAACAGAGAGCAAAGGCUAAUUAAUAUAAAUUCGCCUGCAUAUGUUUUGGGUGAUAUUCAUGGAAAUUUUUCUGAUCUUGUGUGUUUUGAGAAAACUUUGUGGCGCAUGGGACCUCUUUUAACUCCUGCAAGUUUUCUUUUUCUUGGUGAUUAUGUUGAUCGAGGCCAACAUGGCAUUGAAGUUAUUGCAUAUCUUUUCUCUCAGAAAAUUUUAGCACCUGAAAAAUUCUUUCUGCUGCGUGGUAAUCAUGAAGUUAGACCUGUUCAGCAAAUGUUCACAUUUUACAUUGAAUGUAUAAACAAAUUUGGUGAAAGAUAUGGACAAGAAGUAUGGAAUGCAGUGAAUGAAUGCUUUGACGUCAUGCCACUAGCAGCUGUUGUUGAUGGGAAGAUAUUUUGUACUCAUGGAGGUAUUCCACCACCAUGGUAUUUGCAAUCUGAAGGUCUAAAUGCAAUCAAUUCAGUACCCAAGCCAUUGCCAGACCCUGAAAGAGACAGUGCUUUAGCCUGGGAGCUCAUGUGGAAUGACCCUAUCAAUCAAGAAAACAUCACAACUGAAAUUCAAGAAGGAUUAAAAGCUCACAUGGGAUUUCUGCCGAAUUCAAAAAGGGGUACUGCUCAUGUUUUUUCUGUCGAUGCUUUGGAAAAUUUCUUGGUAACUCAUAACCUAUCUCAUGUUAUACGUGCUCAUGAAGUUCAACAAGCAGGUUUUAAAGUUCAGCUGAAUGGCAAAUUGCUGACUGUAUUUUCAUCCUCAAAAUAUUGUGGUGGCUCUAAUGAAGCUGCCUGUGUUUUGGCAGAUCGUUCUAAAUUACGAACUAUCCGUCUUGAUACAUCAUAAACUUUGUAUAUCUCUUUGUAACAUGGAACAUCAGUUAAUGAUAUUAUAUGCUGUGAAUCUUAAUGAGCUUAUUUUUAUGUGAAAAAUGUUUUGAAAUGCCAUUGAAAGUAUUUUUAUGCUUGUGUAAAUAUUCAUGUUUUUAC
Messenger RNA from Uloborus diversus, 1935 nucleotides. RefSeq lists its product as uncharacterized. NCBI's taxonomy places the organism in Eukaryota, Metazoa, Arthropoda, Arachnida, Araneae, Uloboridae. The transcript is spliced from 14 exons. The coding region runs from base 14 to 1792 and encodes 592 amino acids. Gene Ontology annotation, molecular function: protein serine/threonine phosphatase activity; calcium ion binding. Gene Ontology annotation, cellular component: cytoplasm; nucleus. The record is from RefSeq and is a predicted model, not a curated record.